Messenger RNA from Bombina bombina (fire-bellied toad), 1460 nucleotides. RefSeq names its product gastrula zinc finger protein XlCGF26.1-like. NCBI's taxonomy places the organism in Eukaryota, Metazoa, Chordata, Amphibia, Anura, Bombinatoridae. The coding region runs from base 45 to 1400 and encodes 451 amino acids. The transcript has 3 exons. Gene Ontology annotation, cellular component: nucleus. The record is from RefSeq and is a predicted model, not a curated record.
GGGAACCUUCUUUCUGAGCACAGACAUUAGAGCCUGUUAUCAGCAUGAACUCAUAUGUGUUAGACAAACACUUGAAUAGUUCAUAUCCAUCCUUCACUACAGGAAACACCAGAAUGAUACCGCAAACUCCAAAAGUCUUAGACACUAAUGACUAUUCACAAACAUUGGGGAUAUCACAGCAGAUAUUUAGAGAAGAUGGUGAAUUGGCAGGAACUGGGAAGCAAUCAUUGUGUACAGAGAGUAAUUUAGUCAUCAAACAAGAGGACAACAUUUAUGACUUAUCUAGUGAAAUUAUUAUCCCAGAGGCUAAACCACACACAUUUACUGAGUUUUCAAAUCAUAUUAAAGAAGGGAAAAGUCCACAGUCUAGCCAAAUGAUUCAUACAAAGGAGAAAGCUUUGAAAUCUACAGAAUGUGAGAAAAGCUUUAGAUGGAAGUCUCCUCUACUAGAACACUACAAAAUUCACACAGGUGAGAAACCACAUACAUUGUCUGAGUGUGGCAAAUGUUUUACACAAAUGAGUGAUCUGAAAAAGCAUGAAUGUACAGAGUGUGGAAAAUCUUUUACAGAAAAGGGUAGUCUGAGAACUCAUGAAAGGAGUCACACAGGAGAAAAGCCUUUCACAUGUACAGAGUGUGGGAAAAGUUUUACACAAAAGGGUAGUCUGAAAACUCAUGAAAGGAUUCACACAGGAGAAAAGCCUUUCACAUGUACAGAGUGUGGAAAAGGUUUUACACGAGUGGAUUGUCUGAAAACUCAUGAAAGGAUUCACACAGGGGAAAAGCCUUUCACAUGUACAGAGUGUGGAAAAAGUUUUACACAUAUGAAUGAUCUGAAAAAGCAUGAAAGGAUUCACACAGGGGAAAAGCCUUUCACAUGUACAGAGUGUGGAAAAAGUUUUACACAAAUGAAUGAUCUGAAAAAGCAUGAUAUGAUUCACACAGGGGAAAAGCCUUUCACAUGUACAGAGUGUGGGAAAAGUUUUACACAAAUGAAUGAACUGAAAAAGCAUGAAAGGAGUCACACAGGGGAAAAGCCUUUCACGUGUACAGAGUGUGGAAAAAGUUUUAAACAAAUGAAUGAACUGAAAAAGCAUGAAAGGAUUCACACAGGAGAAAAGCCUUUCACAUGUACAGAGUGUGGAAAAAGUUUUACACAAAAGGGUAGUCUGAAAACUCAUGUAAGGAUUCACACAGGGGAAAAGCCUUUCAUGUGUACAGAGUGUGGGAAAUGUUUCACAUCUAAAAUAUGCCUUAUGUAUCACAAAAAGACCCACACAGGGGAGAAACCUUUCACAUGUAAUGAGUGUGGAAAAAGUUUUACACAAAAGAGUGAUCUGAAAAAGCAUGAAAGGAUUCACACAGGGGAAAAGCCUUUCACGAGUACAGAGUGUGGAUAAAGUUUUACACAAGUGUCUAAUCUGAAAACUCAUGAAAUGAUUCACAAGAAACCUUUUACA